This is a messenger RNA of Lachancea lanzarotensis, 861 nucleotides long. Its product is annotated as LALA0S13e02982g1_1. The record is from RefSeq and is a predicted model, not a curated record. Bases 1 to 861 code for a protein of 286 amino acids. The transcript has a single exon. Lineage: Eukaryota; Fungi; Ascomycota; Saccharomycetes; Saccharomycetales; Saccharomycetaceae.
AUGAAAUACGUGUCUAUCUACUUUUACAUUUUAUUCACUUUUGCAUGUGCGUUCCAAACCCAAGACGACGACUGUGACGUUCCCUUUCCUUGGACAGCGAUGUCUGGUAUGGAAUGGAAAAUCAAGUCGCAGGGUUCCGAGACAGCUCUCAAUUUUGACUUGAGCGCUGCCAUCCCACCAGCGUGGGUGAAAAGUGUUGAUGACGCUAUUACUAAAAUGGAGAUGCAUCUGCUGCGUUUAUAUGCUUUGGAUUCAAACGUUGGGAUUGCUGAGCAAAUUUAUACGCAGUGUCAGUCGGUGAAAUCGUCGAGCAAUGAUUUGGUGCUAGGACUUGAGGGAGACGAAUGGGGACCCGUGCACCAUCAUCUGGAUCAGAUCAUCAAAAAAGCGAUUCGUAACUUGGAAGCGGAUUUCGAUGUGGCUUUCACAGAUGCCACAACAAGUGCCACAAAGCUUGUGCAAAAUUCCAAAAAAUUGACGACUGCGCUUAAGGAGAUUUCUGUUCUCGUUGAUAAUAAGUUUUCACCGGUUACUCCAAAUUACACACCUGAUCUACAUGAAUUUGCCCACUCAAUUGAUGAGCUGGAGGUUGGUAGAAUUAUUGCGGAGGGAAUCGCUAAAAAAAUUGAGCAAAUGGUGGUAGGAGGUGACCUUCACGCUGCAAUCACAGAAAUAGCCAAUAUUUUCGGAGAUUUGGGUGUACUUUUAACAGCGUAUGCCACAGGUUUGGCGAUUUGUGCCGGUAACGUCAUAUUCGUCCUCUGCGGCGUAUCAAUUUUAGUCUGCGGUGGAGGCACAGUGAUAUUCAUUUGUAGACUCCUCCAGCAUCUCAACAACAUUUACAAAGUUUUGGGCGUGUAA